Carassius auratus (goldfish) is the source of this 4076-nucleotide messenger RNA. It is a transcript of the gene nod2, whose product is annotated as nucleotide-binding oligomerization domain containing 2. The transcript is spliced from 12 exons. Gene Ontology annotation, molecular function: protein binding. The record is from RefSeq and is a predicted model, not a curated record. Gene Ontology annotation, biological process: regulation of apoptotic process. Lineage: Eukaryota; Metazoa; Chordata; Actinopteri; Cypriniformes; Cyprinidae. Bases 563 to 3511 code for a protein of 982 amino acids.
UGUUCAAAGCAGAGAGACGGCAAACCGUUGCUACGUUUAUUAUUUUGUCAGUCAUCGAAAGAGAAUUUGUUUAACUACAGUAUUCACUUCCGCAUUAAAACGCUCCCGAAACUUUGCCUAUAUAAGACCAGUGUUGGGGAGUCUCGGGGAACACCUCUUGAUGUGACAGAAGCUGUAUAGCUUUAUUUUAAUAAAAAUAUUUGGGUUUACAGGAUAAAAAGUAAUUAGUAAUAUCACUCUUUGUACUUGACACUAACUUUACGUUUUCUAUGUAACAACUUUAAACAAAGACUGGAUUAUGUGUAACCGACUUGACAGUAAGAACUUCCUGAAGAUCGGAAAGCAGCGCCUCCACUUUCACUUUCAGUUCGGACGAUCAUAAAGUGGCUAAACGGUCUGUAAGGACAGAAAAGCAUGUCUGUGAUGUUUUCAUAUUCUGGGGUUACAGGUAGCCUAUGAUCAUACCUUAGUGGGGGAGCAAUGACAUUCAGGAUAUAUUUUAGCUAUUGUCUGCAGGGUUCUGAUUGUGGCUGUUGGCUUUGAGACAACACUGAGAACCACAAUGACUGCUCACCAGUUGAUCCUAAAACAACGAGCAGAGCUUCUGGCGGUCCUGUGUGGUGGAGGCAAUGCCGAACCUCUGGACUGUGUUCUGGAUCUGCUCUUGGCUUGUGAGGUUCUUGUCUGGGAGGAUUACCUAAGCAUACGAGUGGCGGAGAAACCUCUAUGUUCCAAUGUCAGGCACCUAUUAGAUGUGGUGUAUGAUAAAGGAGAAGAUGCUUGCAGCCUUUUCUUGGCUGCGAUGAACCAGGUCGUACCUGAGGAGCAGAAGGCUGGCCUGUGUUUUGGGAAAGAAUGUGCUGUGGUAGAGAAGAACAGACCAGACACUGCAACUUUAACGCUACUGGCUGACAGGCCAGUGUUAGUGAGAAAGCUCAGAGAUAAUAUUGACGGAGCACUGAAUGCUUUAUUGACAACUGGCUGCUUCACCAUUAAAGAUUGUGAUGCGGUGCAACUACCUGUAUACACACCCUCACAACAGGUUCGGCGGCUGUUAGACCAAGUGAGGUUUAAAGGGGAAACUGCUGCAAAGACCUUACUACAGUAUCUAGAACAAACGGAGACAACCAGACCAAACCCUGAAGAUAAAGAAAAUCAUCUUUCUGCCAAUUGUCUGCUCUACCAGAAGAAGCUGCGAAGCUCUGUUGCUGCCCAGUCCCAUUCCCUUAGCACCUAUGGUGGGACAGGACGUUUCUCCUUGGAUGACAUUUACACCGACGGUCUGCUUGAAGUGAUCGAUGGCUCUGGAGAAACUCUUACGCUAGGGCUGGAGGAUGUGGUGGGUCCCUUGGGGACUCUUAAUGAGGAGGCUGACACCGUUCUUGUGUCUGGGGAGGCAGGAAGUGGCAAAAGCACACUGCUUCAGCGACUGCACUUGCUCUGGGCAAGAGAAGCUUUGCUCACAAACACUUUCCUGCUGUUUCCCUUCAGUUGCCGCAAGCUAAACGCAGAACAGAGAGAACUGUCUCUGAAGGAGCUCCUCUUCCUGCACUGCUGCUGGCCUGAUCGAGGUCAGGAUGAGGUUUUCCAGUUUAUCCUAGACCAUCCUAAUUUGGCUCUCUUUACCUUUGACGGGCUCGAUGAGUUUAAACAGGGGUUCACAGAUGAAGAACGCCACUGCUGCCCCACAAAGCAAGUGCCUAUACCUGUUCUGCUUUUCAAUCUGCUGCAGGGUACGCUAAUGAAGGGAGUUAUGAAGGUGGCCACUAGCAGGCCACAGGCUGUAGGCCCAUCACUGAAGCGCUAUCUCCGCAAAGAAGUGCUCCUGAAGGGUUUUUCUCCUGGAGGGAUUGACUGCUUUGUUAAGAAGCAUCACAGUGACCCUGCUAUGGCUAGACGUGUAAUAGAGUCCCUCCAGGCUAACACAGUGUUAUUAAGUCUUUGCCACAUCCCAGUCUUCUGCUGGAUUGUGACCAAGUGCCACCAGGAGCUUCUAGGUGGUCAAGACGUUAUUACCCAGACGAUCACUGAUGUCUACCUCCUGGUUUUACAGCAUUUCUUUCAGCGAAAGUCACCUCAGUCCCAAGGAGUUCUGGGAAAGGCCUGGUUGGAGGAACAUUUGGACACAGUUUUAAAACUUGGACAGCUGGCACUGGAAGGUCUUGAAGCCUCUUGUUAUGUGUUCUCAGGAUAUGAGCUCCAAAGAAAUGGACUGACAGAAAAGGAAGUCAGCCUGGGUUUUCUCAUUUACUGCAAUGACCUAUCUGUUACAGACUGUAAACGCUAUGAAUUUCUGCACAUCACCUUACAAUGCUUCUUCGCUGCUCUCUAUGUCGUUCUCAAUCGUAACAUCGAUCGUUCUGCUGUCUCCAGACUCUUUCAUCCCCAGUACAGGCAGUUGUCAGGUCUGUCUCAAAGAUGUCUGGGACAUUGUAUUGACAGUUCUGUAGAGGAGCUGGAAUCCCAUGUGGCAGAGACACCAAACCUCCAGAUUACAGCUCAGUUUGUGUCAGGACUUUUAUCCCAGCGGCACCAUGAUCUCUUGCUAGAAUGCUGUCCUAUUGCUGUGCGGGAACGCAAGGUAAAGCAGGUAGUGAAGUCUUUGUCUAAAGGUAUGCAGAGGCAUUUCAAGUCCAUUCCUCGUCCUGUAGAGGGUGAAAAGAAGAGCAUGCACGCCAUGCCAAGUUUUGUUUGGCUAAUUAAGUGCAUCUAUGAAAUGCAAGACAACAGUAUUGCUCAAGAUACCAUGGCUAAGUUGGAUGUUGAGCACCUGAAGCUCACCUACUGUAACAUUGGUCCUGUGGAAUGUACUGCGCUGGCGUAUGUGCUGAAGUACCUGCGGAAUCCUGUUGGGCUCCAGUUGGACAACAAUUCAGUGGGAGAUGUGGGCGCGGAGCAGCUUCUUCCAUGUCUACAUAUUUGUCACUCCCUUUAUUUAAGGAACAAUAACAUAUCAGAUGAAGGAAUCCGGAAACUUCUGGAAAAGGGAAUGAAGUGUGAAAACUUCCAAAAAAUAGCGCUUUUCAACAACAACCUCACAGAUGCUUGCACCCAACACUUUGCUUUGCUGUUAAAAUCAAAGCAGAACUUUCUGUCUUUGAGGCUUGGAAACAAUAACAUCACGUCGCAGGGAGCAGAACAGCUGGCAGAAGGCCUAAGCUACAACCAGUCUUUGCAGUUUCUUGGAUUAUGGGGUAAUAAAAUUGGGGAUAGGGGAGCUGAGGCAUUGGCAGCUGCACUGAAAAAUAGCACAACGCUAAUAUGGCUAAGUCUGGUGGAUAAUGGCGUGGGCAGUGCAGGUGCAUGCGCUCUGGCUAAACUCAUCAGUCAGGGCAAAACUCUGGAGCAAUUGUGGCUAAACAAAAACUGUAUCAACAGAGAGGGGGUUGAGUGUCUAAUAGAGGCACUGAAAAUGAACUCUAGUGUUCAGGAAGUGUGGCUGAGAGGAAACAAUCUGAGCCCAGAGGAAGAGGAGGAGCUGAGCAAGCAAGAAAGCAGAUUGAUCUUCUGAGAGCAAGAUGGCUCUGUAAUGUCUGCCUUCAAACUCCCAAAUGCAAAGCUCAUAAUUUUUCCUUAAAACAUUUAACUGAGGCAGACACAUGCAGGAAUCCAUGGCUUAACUAGUCAAAACGGCCUGUCUUGUAGCUAAAAUGUUUAUAUGGGGUUGAGGUAUAUCUUAAAAGCUAAAUAUCUACGAUACCAAUCAGGGCAACAUUUCCCAAAAGCAUUAUAAGCCUAAGUUGGUCAUAGAUCCAUGGGGCUGGACAAUGACUGUCUGAGAUCCUGUGCUAGCAUUGUGUCUUGAAUAUGUCCUAUAUUGCUCCAUUGAGAUAAAAUUACUGUAACAGAAAGAAGAAAACCACACAAAAUGAAUACGUAACAUUCAACCUGUCAAGCCACGGUACACAAACUGAACUUCUAAGAGUGGGACAAGUAGCACUCAAGAUUUUUUGGCACUAUCCCUGAGCACUUUUUUCAGUUUACAUUUAUUGUACAUAGUUGUUUUAAUAUGUGAGUUUUUAUUUUCUAUUGUACUGUAUAUGCAUAAUUCAUUUAAGGUCUGUUACUUGCAUCAU